Messenger RNA from Penicillium mononematosum, 1581 nucleotides. RefSeq names its product septin (gene aspE). Gene Ontology annotation, biological process: cytoskeleton-dependent cytokinesis. Gene Ontology annotation, cellular component: cell division site; septin complex; septin ring. Gene Ontology annotation, molecular function: GTPase activity; molecular adaptor activity; GTP binding. NCBI's taxonomy places the organism in Eukaryota, Fungi, Ascomycota, Eurotiomycetes, Eurotiales, Aspergillaceae. The transcript has 2 exons. The coding region runs from base 1 to 1581 and encodes 526 amino acids. The record is from RefSeq and is a predicted model, not a curated record.
AUGGCAACUGGACCUGAAACAGACGUCAACCGUCGCACCUCCCUCGGUUUCCUUUGUCGUUCUAAAUCCACCGAACCCCUAGGCGACCAAAAAUCUCGCAAAAAGAUGUCCAAAUCCCAGGAAGAGGAGAUGCGUCGUCAGCGCGAGUCUUAUGCCCCCAAAGUCCCUCCCCGCCUGCCUGAUCUUUCCCCCGCCCCGCAACUGGAAACCUUUGGAGGUGAGGAACGUGAUAAGUUCGCCGACCCAAUCCCAAUCCGCCCACAGUCUGGACUUCCUGCAUCGCCCUCGAUGGGGUCCGUCAACAACGUCGAUCCCUAUGCGCGCACUGAGAGCAUGACCCACCGUGGCCGAUAUAGCUAUGCUAGUAGUGCUGUCAGCACCGUGAACAGCCCCCGCCGUGUGCGCCGUCGCAAGGACCCCACCUCUUACAAUGUGCUUGUCAUUGGUGCUCGUAACUCGGGAAAGACCUCAUUCCUGAACUUCCUCCGCAGUGCUCUGACCAUGCCCGCGCAUAAGCACCCUUCGCGCACCCCCGAGGAGGUUGAAGAGCUCGAGCGUCAAACCUCGGCUUGGGAAGGAUUCACAUCGCAAUACCUGGAAACGGAGUUCGACGGAGAACGUGUCGGACUUACCCUGUGGGACUCUGUAGGUCUGGAGCGCAACAUCGCAGAUCUUCAGCUGCGUGGCGUGACAGGCUUCCUGGAAAGCAAGUUUGAGGAGACCCUCGCCGAGGAGAUGAAGGUUAUUCGCUCUCCCGGUGCCCGCGAUACCCACAUCCACUGCACUUUCCUACUCCUGGAUCCUAUGCGCCUUGAUGAGAACAUCGCCAUGGCUGAGCGUGCUGCCAAUGGCACGUCCAAGCCCACUGAUGCGCCUGUGGUUGGGAUUCUGGACCAGAAUUUGGACAUCCAGGUCUUGCGCACGGUGCUGGGCAAGACCACUGUCGUGCCAGUUAUCAGCAAGGCGGAUACGAUCACCUCCGCCCACAUGAGCUACCUCCGUAAGGCGGUCUGGAGCAGCCUGAAGCAAGCCAAUAUCGACCCCCUUGAGAUCUUGACAUUGGAGGACCAGGAGGAAGAAUACUCGUCGGAAAGUGCGGACGAAGAGGAAAUCUUGGAGCUCGAGACCAAACCCGAGUCGACUGAGACUGGAGAUGCCAAGGAAGCCAACGAAGCCAAAGAAUCUGAGAACGCAACCGAUAAUGUCCCCGGCUCGCCAUCGCAGCUCAGCCAGGGCACUCGCAGAUCCAACGCAUCGCAGGCCGCCAACCAGCACGUUCCAUUCUCGAUUCUGUCUCCGGACCCUCACUCGCUGGCAGCUGGAGACAAACCCGUUGGUCGCCGAUUCCCCUGGGGUUUUGCAGAUCCCUAUGACGCCGAGCACUGUGACUUUGUUCGUCUGAAGGACUCCGUCUUUUCCGAUUGGCGUUCCGAGCUGCGGGAGGCCAGCCGUGUGGUUUGGUAUGAGCGCUGGAGAACCAACCGCCUCAACCGCAACGGACAGCCAACAUCCGCCUCGCCCGCCCAGAAGCAAAACUACGGUGGCCGUCAGGGACCUCAUGAUGGCCGUCGCACGCGAUAA